CGCACCCGGAGCACGCCGGUGUCUGUUUUUGUCCUCCCCCACUCUUCAUCUAAGUGUUUCAUCACGGUCUGUCAGGGACUCACGUGUCAAGCUUGGACUAUGUCUCGGAGAUAAAAAUUUUUUUUUCAAAAAACAAGAAAGAAAGAACACAAAAAAGAAAAAAAAAAGAUGACCUGAGAGAUGUAGUGUGUGAACAGGCAACUCUGAUCAAGGCUGCUGAAUGCUCGGGUCCGUGCGUAACAACAGCAAGCAGGUGGAUGGAGAGGAGGUGGCGGGAUGCGGGAUUCCUGCGGAUCGGAGCCGCUUCAAAGCGGUGGGACCUCCUCAACUACGGGGCAACUUGGACAGAAAAUGAGACGGAAGCUGUAUGUUUGAAUAUUUGUCUUGAGAUUUGACCGCCUCUUCACCGCUAGAAUGUGAAAACUUUGGCUCUCCGUAGAUAAAAAUAAUAAUAUUAAUAAUAAUACCUGGACAUUCCAAUCCCCAGUGUCCCAAACCCAUACAAUUUAAAUUUCUAAAUACCCAAGACUAUUUUUUUAGAAAGUUCUUUAACAUUCUUUGUUCAGCUUUGUUUGGUAAAUUAUAAACUAAAGGUCAGAUCAUCCCUCUCAUUAUCAUCUAAUAUUUCAGAUUUGACUGACACAAGUCAUGGCCUUAGAUCAGUGGUCCUUUCUUCCAACUUCACCUAACAUCUCAAUCCCAGAGCCCCUCCUGUAUGACAUCCAAGGGAAUGAUUCCUACCCAAAUGACACCAACCCAGACCCCAAAGAGCCCCACCAGGAUAAGACCAGCUCUGUGGUCAUCACCUUCAUCUACUUCAUGGUGUGUGCUGUGGGAUUAUGUGGCAACACCCUGGUCAUCUACGUCAUCCUACGUUAUGCCAAAAUGAAGACUGUGACCAACAUUUACAUCCUGAACCUGGCGGUGGCAGAUGUCCUGUGCAUGAUGUGUCUGCCGUUCAUCGCCUUGCAGCUGGCGCUGGUCCACUGGCCCUUUGGAGAGGCUCUGUGCAGAGUAAUCAUGACUGUAGACUCUCUCAAUCAAUUUACCAGCAUCUUCUGUCUCAUGGUGAUGAGCAUUGAUCGAUACAUGGCUGUAGUCCACCCCAUCAGGUCCACAAAAUGGCGGAAGCCCUGUAUAGCCAAACUAAUUAAUCUCACAGUGUGGGGAGUGUCGCUGUUGGUCAUCUUACCAACAAUGAUCUUCAGCGGCCUGAACAAAGUACCAGUGUGUGGGAUAGUGUGGCCUGAGCCCCAGGACAUUUACUACAAAGCUUUUAUAUUCUACACCUUCUUCGUUGGAUUCUUCCUUCCCCUGACGGUGAUAUGUCUAUGUUACCUGCUAAUUAUAAUCAAGGUGAAAUCUUCUGGAAUGCGCGUUGGUUCCUCGAAGCGCAAACGUUCAGAGCGUAAGGUGACCCGGAUGGUGUCCAUUGUAGUAGCAGUAUUUGUCCUGUGCUGGCUACCGUUCUACGUGUUUAACGUCACUUCUGUCACCGGCUCUAUAAACCCCACCUCUGUUGUGAAGAGCACAUUCGACUUUGUGGUGGUGCUCGGUUACGCCAACAGUUGCGCCAACCCCAUCCUGUAUGCCUUCCUGUCGGACAAUUUCAAGAAGAGCUUUCAGAACGUGCUGUGCCUGAAAAAGGUGGCGGGCCUGGACGAGGUGGAGCGCAGCGACAGCAGGGCGGACAGAAGCAGGAUGGUAAACGAAGCCAUGAUUAUCAACACCAACCUGGAGACUCAUGAUGCUGCCCUGCUCAAUGAAAGAUUCAGCGAUGACUUUCCUGGAUGUAGAAACUCCGCAGAGGAAAACUUCUAAGUCCUCGUAGCCUUUCAGUGAAACAAAUCCGAAAUGACAACCCAAAGAUGAAGAGUGUCACUGUGUGUUUUAUUCCUAUCUGCUGAUUAGUUCAGUUCUACAUGAUCUAAAGGGCAAGAAAAUGGCAACACUCUUCUCUCUACAGAUAAACAAAAGGAUGCUUUUCUUCUCUGUCCAUCUGGCCUCCUCAUUGGGAAGGCAUUGCUGUUGCAUAAACACAAUACCCAGCAUCGUGGAUUAUUGAUUAAGGACGGGAAAUCCCCACAGGCCCUCUAACCUUGUUUCUUUAGAACAGCUCGACUUUGUACAUAUAAAAAUGGAUUGCUGUCAACCUUUGUGGGAACACACAACAUGUGUUCAGUUUAUGUUAAAAUGGAGUGGAUUUAAAGGCAAACCAAGCUUCUGUUGUUUUGUAUAGUUAAAAUGUGGGGUAUAUCAAAUCAAUGAUUUGUACAUUGUACCCUUUCCUAAUUUUUACAGGAGACCCC
Messenger RNA from Austrofundulus limnaeus, 2309 nucleotides. Its product is annotated as somatostatin receptor type 2. The coding region runs from base 649 to 1821 and encodes 390 amino acids. The transcript has 5 exons. Gene Ontology annotation, biological process: neuropeptide signaling pathway; cellular response to estradiol stimulus; cellular response to glucocorticoid stimulus. Gene Ontology annotation, molecular function: somatostatin receptor activity; neuropeptide binding. Lineage: Eukaryota; Metazoa; Chordata; Actinopteri; Cyprinodontiformes; Rivulidae. Gene Ontology annotation, cellular component: plasma membrane; neuron projection. The record is from RefSeq and is a predicted model, not a curated record.